Chelonoidis abingdonii (Abingdon island giant tortoise) is the source of this 1101-nucleotide messenger RNA. The record is from RefSeq and is a predicted model, not a curated record. NCBI's taxonomy places the organism in Eukaryota, Metazoa, Chordata, Testudines, Testudinidae.
AUGAACGGAGCUGAGAAGCAGCACCCGGAGGAAGGGCCUGAGACCCCGGAUCCACAAACAGUGCCACCAGGAGAUGGUGAAGAGACAGUUUUCCAGAGCUCAAGCCAAGGAAGAACCUACAAGAGGCGGCACAAGUUGCAAACACCCAAGAGAAUCCCAGCAGAGAAGGAGCCGGACAGUCCCAGGGAGAGCGAAAAGUGCUCCAGGAAGCACGCGGAAUCCUCUUCAGAGGUGGGAGCCAAGGGCCGUGGGAAGGUGCCCAGCUGUUCGGCCUGUGAGCAGAGCUUGAAGGGGAAGAUCUUCUUCCAAAGCCUGGGCAGGUUUUAUGGUCAGAAGAAGUCACAUGAAUGUUGGGAAUGUGGGAAAAGCUUCCUGCGGAAGAAGGAUCUGGCCAGACAUCAGGGAGUCCAUACUGGAGACAGAUUCUACAGCUGCCUGGACUGCAGGAGAAGCUUCAGCCAAAUGGCAGGACUUACGAGGCACCAGAAGACGCACUUGGGGGAUCGGCCCUUUCCCUGCAUGGACUGUGGGAAAAGCUUUUGCCUGAGACAGGAGCUGAUGAGCCACCAGAGAACCCACACAGGAGAGAGACCCUUCCUGUGCUCCCAGUGCAAGAAGGGAUUUAGCCAGCUGGCGCAUCUUGCUGCCCACCAGAGAACCCAUGUGGCAGAGAGGCCCUACCCCUGCGGCACCUGUGAGAAACGCUUCAAGCAGAGCCAAGACCUUCGAAAACACCAGCGCACCCACACGGGAGAGCGACCCUACCCCUGCACUGAGUGCGGCAAAUGCUUCAGCCACGUGUCGAAUCUCAAUGCCCAUCGGAAGGUGCACACGGGCGCCAGGCCCCACACCUGCAAGGAGUGCGGGAAAGGCUUCCGCAAAAGACAGGAUCUUCUGCGACACGAGAGGAUCCACACGGGAGAAAGCCCCUUUGCCUGCAGCCACUGUGAGAAGAGCUUCCGGCAGAAGAAGGAUUUGAACAGACAUCAGAGUGUCCACACGGGAGAGAGGCCCUACUCUUGUCUUGAAUGUGGGAAAAGCUUCCGGCUCAAGCACACUCUGGUGCGACACCAGGCAACCCACCCACGGCUCAGCCCCUAG